Messenger RNA from Cornus florida, 1275 nucleotides. RefSeq names its product GTP-binding nuclear protein Ran-3. Bases 106 to 771 code for a protein of 221 amino acids. Lineage: Eukaryota; Viridiplantae; Streptophyta; Magnoliopsida; Cornales; Cornaceae. Gene Ontology annotation, cellular component: cytoplasm; nucleus. Gene Ontology annotation, molecular function: GTP binding; GTPase activity. The record is from RefSeq and is a predicted model, not a curated record. Gene Ontology annotation, biological process: protein import into nucleus; ribosomal subunit export from nucleus. The transcript is spliced from 8 exons.
AUUUCAUAGCAAAACCUUACACACCUCCUUCAUUUCAACUCUCUCUCUGUCUCUCUCCAUAUAUCUAUAUUCUAUACUGUUCGCACAUUUUUAGAGAGCUAAACAAUGGCAUUGCCGAAUCAGCAAACUGUUGAUUAUCCGAGUUUCAAGCUUGUAAUUGUUGGUGAUGGUGGAACAGGGAAAACAACAUUUGUGAAGAGACAUCUUACAGGGGAAUUUGAGAAGAAAUAUGAACCCACCAUAGGCGUGGAAGUUCAUCCAUUGGAUUUCUUCACUAACUGUGGGAAAAUUCGGUUUUAUUGUUGGGACACUGCUGGGCAGGAGAAAUUCGGUGGCCUUAGGGAUGGCUACUACAUCCAUGGUCAGUGUGCUAUCAUCAUGUUUGAUGUAACUGCCCGGUUGACGUACAAGAAUGUUCCAACAUGGCACCGUGAUCUUUGCCGGGUUUGUGAGAAUAUCCCGAUUGUACUCUGUGGAAACAAGGUUGAUGUGAAGAACAGGCAAGUAAAGGCAAAACAGGUUACUUUCCACCGGAAAAAGAAUUUGCAGUACUAUGAGAUAUCUGCAAAGAGCAAUUACAAUUUUGAGAAGCCUUUUCUGUAUCUUGCCAGGAAACUUGCGGGGGAUCCUAACUUGCAUUUUGUGGAGUCUCCUGCCCUUGCUCCUCCAGAAGUGCACAUUGACAUGGCUGCACAGCAACAGCAUGAAGCUGAACUCGCCGCAGCUGCAAGUCAACCUCUUCCUGACGAUGAUGAUGACGCAUUUGAGUAAAUGAGGUGGGUUUUUGUUGUGCGUGCAAGUUGAUAUGGAUUGGCAUCCCAAGAGUUCCUUGGACGGAUUUCAUGCUCGAGCUUCUGUUAUUGCGGAUUUCGGAUUAUAUUCCGGAUGGUGAUAUAUAGGAGUUUUGUACUGUUAUUUGUCUGUCACAAAUGAAUUUAAGUUCUUGAUCAUGUUUCUUGUGUUGUAGUUGUGUUAUUUGGCACAAAUGAAUUUAAGUUCUUGAUCAUGUUUCUUGUGUUGUAGUUGUGUUAUUUGGCAACAGAGAACCACUACAUACAUGGCGAUAACAUAUUCAAAGUUAUCUGGUACCAACAUUGCCCUCUUUUAUUAUUUUCCCUAACUUUCCAGUUCUGUCUAACUUGAUCCUAGUAAAUGGAUUAAGCUCUGAGAGGCUUUAAUUUAGAGGAUUCUGAUGAAAGAUCAAGUGUAUUGACUUUUUGAUGGCAUUAUUCAAGCCAAAUAGUGAUGUAAUUUGCGAUCCAGUUUGAGCUCUAA